This is a messenger RNA of Dichotomopilus funicola, 2484 nucleotides long. Its product is annotated as DNA replication licensing factor MCM7. Gene Ontology annotation, molecular function: single-stranded DNA binding; ATP hydrolysis activity; single-stranded DNA helicase activity. NCBI's taxonomy places the organism in Eukaryota, Fungi, Ascomycota, Sordariomycetes, Sordariales, Chaetomiaceae. The coding region runs from base 1 to 2484 and encodes 827 amino acids. Gene Ontology annotation, biological process: DNA replication; double-strand break repair via break-induced replication; DNA replication initiation. Gene Ontology annotation, cellular component: nucleus; MCM complex. The record is from RefSeq and is a predicted model, not a curated record. The transcript is spliced from 3 exons.
AUGGCGCUCCUACAGAUGAAGGCGCCUGUUGACUACCAGGUACAACUAAAGGCUUUCGAAAACUUCCUGUCCGACUUCAAGACCUCGGCGCAGGACACAAUCACUCAUGCCUUGGGGAGCAUCAACAUUGACGAGGACGACCUGAGCGACGAGUAUGAUUUCAUGGACGAGGAUGACAAUGCGCAGCGGCAGCAGCAGCGGCGCCGCCAACGGCCCGAGAAGCAGGCGCCGCGACACAAGUACCGCGACAUGCUGCAGCAACUCGCCGACCGGAAGAUCAGCGAGGUGGUCGUCGACUUGGACGACCUUUCGGCAUACGAGCAGGAGCUCAACGAGGGGCUGAAGCUGGUCGAAUGGGUCGAGCAAAACACGAAGCACUACGUCGAGAUCAUCUCCCGCGCCGUCGACAAGCUGAUGCCGCAGCCCAGCGAGGACCUCACGUUCAAGGACGACGUCCUCGACGUGCUGAUGUCGAACCGGUCGCAACGCAACCAGAUGCUGGAAGGCAUCGCCGACCGAGAAUCCGACCCAGCCAUCCUCAACGACCAGUACCCCUCGCAGCUCACCCGCCGAUACACGCUCGUCUUCAAGCCGAGGACGUCCACGCCCGAGAACCCCGUCAAGGCCCUGUCAGUCCGUCAAGUACGCGGCGACCACCUGGGCCACCUCAUCACCAUCCGCGGCAUUGCGACUAGGGUAUCCGACGUCAAGCCCAUCGUGCAGGUCAGCGCAUACACCUGCGACCGCUGCGGCUGCGAGAUCUUCCAGCCCGUGACCGACAAGCAGUAUGGCCCGCUCACCAUGUGCCCGUCCAAAGACUGCGAGGAGAACCAGGCCAAGGGACAGCUGUACCCGUCGUCGCGAGCCUCCAAGUUUUUACCGUUCCAGGAAGUCAAGAUCCAGGAGCUGGCGGAGCAGGUCCCCAUCGGUCAGAUCCCCCGAACCCUGACCAUCCUGUGCUACGGCAGCCUGGUCCGACAGGUCAACCCUGGCGAUGUGGUCGACGUGGCCGGCAUCUUCCUCCCAACCCCGUACACCGGCUUCCAGGCCAUGCGCGCGGGCCUGCUGACCGACACCUACGUCGAGGCGCACCACGUUGUACAGCACAAGAAGGCGUACGAGGACAUGGAGAUCGACCCGCUGCUAGCGCGGCGGAUCGCCAAGUUCACACAGUCGGGCAACCAGUACGAGUACCUGGCCAAAUCCAUCGCGCCCGAAAUCUUCGGCCACCUCGACGUCAAGAAGGCCCUCCUUCUCCUCCUCGUCGGCGGCGUCACCAAGGAAGUCGGCGACGGCAUGCGCAUCCGCGGCGACAUCAACAUCUGCCUGAUGGGCGACCCCGGUGUGGCCAAAUCCCAGCUGCUCAAGUACAUCUCCAAGGUCGCCCCGCGCGGCGUGUACACCUCGGGCCGCGGCAGCAGCGGCGUCGGUCUCACGGCCGCCGUGAUGCGGGACCCCGUAACCGACGAAAUGGUCCUCGAAGGCGGCGCGCUCGUCCUCGCCGACAACGGCAUCUGCUGCAUCGAUGAAUUCGACAAAAUGGACGACAAUGACCGCACGGCCAUCCACGAAGUCAUGGAACAACAAACCAUCUCCAUCUCCAAAGCGGGCAUCAGCACCAGCCUCAACGCCCGCACCUCCAUCCUCGCCGCCGCCAACCCCCUCUACGGCCGCUACAACACCCGUCUCUCCGCCGUCGAAAACAUCAACCUCCCCGCCGCCCUCCUCUCCCGCUUCGACAUCAUGUUCCUCCUCCUCGACACCCCCACCCGCGACUCCGACGCCCAGCUCGCCAAACACGUCGCCCACGUCCACAUGCACAGCCGCCACCCGGACCUGGGCACCGCCGACGGCGUGGUGUUUUCCCCGCAGGAAGUCCGCGCCUACGUCGCGCAGGCGCGCACCUUCCGCCCUGUCGUGCCACAGGCUGUGUCGGAGUACAUGGUCAAGACAUAUGUCCGCCUCCGCGGUAACCAGCGACGCGCCGAAAAACGUGGGCAGACGGCCAACAACUUCGGCCAUACCACGCCCCGUACCUUGCUCGGCGUGGUCCGUCUCGCGCAGGCGCUGGCGCGUUUGCGGUUCAGCGAUACCGUCACGCAGGAAGAUGUGGAUGAGGCGCUGCGGCUGGUGGAGGCGUCCAAGGAGAGUCUGGCGGCGGAUGAUCGGUCCGCGAGUAACCGUCGGGGAUUGAAUGCGAGCAGCAAGAUUUAUAACCUUGUUAAGGGUCUGGCGGAUAGUGGUGCGUGUCGGGCGGAGGAUGCGGCGGAUGAGGAGGAUGAGGAGGAGGAAGGGUACGGGGUGGAGAUGAGCUUGCGAAAGGUCAAGGAGAGGGUUAUUGCGAAGGGGUUUACGGAGAAUCAGUGGCUGGCGGCUUUGGAGGAGUAUACCGAGUUGGAUGUUUGGCAAACAGCUGGCAAUGGCACGCGGCUAGUGUUUAUUACUUCAGGCAACGGCAACAGGGAGGGCAGCCAGGAGCUGUAG